Messenger RNA from Ochotona princeps (American pika), 7722 nucleotides. RefSeq names its product chromodomain helicase DNA binding protein 2 (gene CHD2). Bases 2047 to 7527 code for a protein of 1826 amino acids. Gene Ontology annotation, biological process: nucleosome organization; regulation of transcription by RNA polymerase II. The record is from RefSeq and is a predicted model, not a curated record. Gene Ontology annotation, molecular function: ATP hydrolysis activity; chromatin binding; histone binding. NCBI's taxonomy places the organism in Eukaryota, Metazoa, Chordata, Mammalia, Lagomorpha, Ochotonidae. The transcript is spliced from 39 exons. Gene Ontology annotation, cellular component: chromatin; nucleus.
ACAUUUAUUGCUCGUUGGCAGAUAGACUUUCAGUAACUGAUCAUGAUGUGGUAGCCAUAUUUUGGUUAAAUCGAAAGUGAAUCCUUGCUUGUAUUUUUUCAUUCAGAGAAGAAUAGUUGAUAUUAAUUUUUUGUGAUUGUCAACCAUCCAUGAUCAAUACACGUACAAUAUUCUUGUUGACUGAUAUGAAGUGGAUGAGCUUGAUAUACAUUUAAAGUUUUGGGUUUUCUGGGAGGUGUGAAAUCCAGAUUGGAUGAUGGGUGGUGUAGAUAUCUAGAUUGGACUGUUACUUUGGUUGGGUGUGAGCUGACAGCUUUCCUCGGUUCUGAAAGAUUGUGUUGAUUAAGGAAUGUCGAUUGGAUUUGGGGACUGUGUGGAUGAAGGAAGGACUUGGUGAGAAUAUUUCAUAAUUGAUUUUGACUUAAUAAUUUUGCUUCUGUUGAUCUCAUGAUUUUGAUGUUUUAUGGGAACUUGUCCUUUAAUUUUACUUGGAUGAUCAUCUGUUGGACUGUUAUUAAUCACCUGUGGAAAUGGGUCAGAUUUGGUUGAGAUUGAAGGAGUGGCUUGAAUAUAUUUUGUUGGUUUUAGAGGUGGCACAUUUUUGGAUUUUUUUAUGUAAAGCUACCUAUCCGUGGUUGAUGUGUGCUGUUGGAUCUGAAGAAAUUUGUUUUGCUUGAUUGAGAACGGAAAAGAAAUAUAUUGUGGCUGUGAGAAUGGGGGCGAGGUCAAGUUCCAAGAUUGUAGGGUAAAGGGCUUUUUUUUGAAAGUACAAAGAAAAAUGUUGAGAUUUUUAAAUAAAAGCCUGUGUUAAUUUUUGCUCUAAUGCAGCUGAACACUAGGGAGGCGCUCUUGAGUCACCGAAAAAAUUGCCCCUUCACAUUGGAAUGGCAAAGUGAGCCUUGAAUGUUGUUUUUAGAUGAUUUUUAGGCAUCAUAAAGAAGACAAAACUUGAAUUUAAUUUGUGAAAUUCAGGUUUUGUUUUUAUUUGGGAACCCUUUUACCCUUGGAGGGGCUCAUCUUUUAAAAGAUUAGUACUUAAGAUGAGCUUUAGAUUCUCUUAAAAAUGAUCCCUUUUUCAAAAUGGCUUUAUAAAGCACCACUUCCUGUCCAGGGAGGAAGUUAUUUCAGCUCAAGGACUGAAAUAUUUAGCAGAUCUCUAGACAAAAGGAACAAAUUACAUUUCUCUCUGGCUUAAAAAGGGUGCUUGAGCCAGAGGGGGUUAAGAAGCCCUCCCCCACCCGUGCUGGGGUGGUCUGGAGGGGCAGGGAGGUGUGGAGGUGGGGGUCCUCAGGCUCCCUGGGAUGGAGGAUUUUUUUUUUUUUUUUUGGUGGAGAUGAAGGGGUGGGUCUAUGGUACAUCACCUGAGUUGUGGGGUAAAUGUAGAGUGUCAAUCAAAGGCAGAGCUCUCAGAGCUGGGAAGGAGGCUCUAGAUGGCGGCUGUGCCUUAGAGAGCGCGCUCUGCUCGCCGCCUUCCUCACUUUACGCAACUUUCCCUAACUUUCGGGCAGCCUCAGGGGGCCCCCGCAGCCCCCUGCCUCUCCUAGUGACUUACCAGGGUCGAUUGGGACCAUUUUUAUGGAGAAAAACAGCUUUUAGGAGCUUUCUCUUGGUGCCUUGUUGGAAAGCAGCAGCCGUGCUGAGAGCCCAGCUCGUUGUUUUUUCCAGCUUAGAAGCCAUGGCGCACCUCCAUUUUUGUGCGCUCUCCUAAUGAGGUUUUUUCCCUUCCGGACCUGUUUUGGUAUUAAUUAUUGCUUUAUUUUUUUUGACCCGUUAACAUAUUUGAAGAUUAUUUUAUUUAUUUUCGUUUUUUAACGGAGAAUUUUCCCUUUAUUUUUAACUAUUUGGGAUCUGUAUUUUUCUACUAGAUAGGACUCUUGCUUUGGACAUACUGCAUGGAUCAGGACCUUGUCCCUGAUGAUAAAGCGAGCACAGGAGCACAGGACCGGGACCUUACCUUUCUUUCAACUUUUGACAGUAAAUACCUGGGCACAGGACUUCAAAGCAAACACAGAUUUCCCCUCCCCCUUAAUAUUUACGAAUUAAAAGAUGAUGAGAAGUAAGGACAAAAGCCAAGAGGAGGACAGUUCGCUACACAGCAAUGCAUCGAGCCAUUCAGUUUCUGAAGAUGCCUCGGGCUCAGACUCGGGCAGCCAGUCGGAAAGCGAGCCAGGCAGUGAGCCAGGAAGUGGACAUGGCAGUGAGUCCAACAGCAGCUCCGAAGCUUCUGAGAGUCCAUCGGAGUCUGAGAGCGAAUCGGCGGGUUCCAAGAACCAGCCAGCCCUUCCGGAAGCCAAAGAGAAGCCAGCGUCCAAGAAGGAACGGAUAGCCGACGUCAAGAAGAUGUGGGAAGAGUAUCCUGAUGUGUAUGGGGUCAGACGGUCAAACCGAAGCAGACAAGAGCCGUCCCGAUUUAAUAUUAAGGAGGAGGCCAGUAGCGGCUCUGAGAGUGGGAGUCCAAAAAGAAGAGGCCAGAGGCAGCUGAAGAAACAAGAAAAAUGGAAACGGGAGCCGUCAGAAGAUGAACAAGGCACCAGUGCAGAGAGUGAAGCGGAACAGAGAAAAGGGAAAGCCAGAAGACCUGUGCCCAGAAGAACAAUACCUAAACCUCGUGUUAAAAAGCAAACUAAGACUCAGCGUGGAAAGAGAAAGAAGCAGGAUUCUUCCGAUGACGACGAUGAAGAUGAUGAAGCUCCCAAAAGACAGACUCGCCGGCGCGCAGCCAAGAACGUCAGCUAUAAAGAAGAUGACGACUUUGAGACCGACUCAGAUGACCUCAUUGAAAUGACCGGAGAAGGGGUUGAUGAGCAGCAGGACAACAGCGAGACGAUCGAGAAGGUGUUGGACUCGAGGCUGGGCCGGAAAGGAGCCACGGGAGCGUCUACCACUGUGUACGCCGUGGAAGCCAACGGAGACCCUGCGGGCGGCUUUGACAGCGCGAAGGACGAGGGCGAAGCCCAGUACCUCAUCAAGUGGAAGGGCUGGUCUUACAUCCACAGCACGUGGGAGAGCGAAGAGUCCCUGCAGCAGCAGAAGGUGAAGGGCCUGAAGAAGCUCGAGAACUUCAAGAAGAAGGAGGAGGAAGUCAGACAGUGGUUAGGGAAAGUUUCUCCUGAAGAUGUGGAAUAUUUCAAUUGCCAGCAGGAACUGGCCUCCGAGCUGAACAGGCAGUACCAAGUAGUAGAGAGAGUGAUUGCUGUGAAGACAAGUAAAUCUGCAUUGGGUCAGACUGAUUUCCCAGCUCACAGUCGCAAGCCAGCACCUUCCAAUGAGCCCGAGUACCUGUGCAAGUGGAUGGGCCUACCCUAUUCGGAGUGUAGCUGGGAGGACGAAGCCCUGAUCAGCAACAAGUUCCAGGGCUGCAUCGACAGCUUCCACAGUCGGAACAACUCGAAAACCAUUCCCACGAGGGAGUGCAAGGCACUGAAGCAGAGACCUCGAUUUGUGGCAUUGAAAAAGCAGCCUGCAUAUCUGGGAGGGGAAAAUCUGGAGCUGCGGGACUACCAGCUGGAAGGGCUCAACUGGCUGGCGCAUUCCUGGUGCAAAAGUAACAGUGUCAUCCUUGCUGAUGAAAUGGGCCUGGGAAAGACCAUCCAGACUAUAUCAUUCCUCUCCUACCUGUUCCACCAACACCAGCUGUAUGGCCCCUUUCUUAUAGUCGUCCCUUUAUCCACCCUCACCUCAUGGCAGAGAGAGUUUGAAAUCUGGGCUCCAGAGCUUAACGUAGUGGUUUACAUAGGUGACCUGAUGAGCAGAAAUACGAUUCGGGAAUAUGAGUGGAUUCAUUCCCAGUCUAAAAGGCUGAAAUUCAAUGCUCUGAUAACAACAUAUGAGAUUCUCCUGAAAGACAAGACUGUGCUGGGCAGUAUUAACUGGGCCUUCCUGGGCGUGGAUGAAGCCCAUCGGUUGAAGAAUGAUGACUCUUUAUUGUAUAAAACUCUGGUUGAUUUCAAGUCCAACCAUAGGCUCCUGAUCACAGGCACCCCUCUGCAGAAUUCCCUCAAGGAGCUCUGGUCCUUGCUGCACUUCAUUAUGCCGGACAAGUUUGAGUUCUGGGAGGAUUUUGAAGAGGAGCACGGGAGAGGCAGAGACAAUGGCUACCAGAGUCUGCACAAGGUGCUGGAGCCCUUCCUGCUGCGCAGGGUCAAGAAGGACGUGGAGAAGUCGCUGCCCGCCAAGGUGGAGCAGAUCCUGCGCGUGGAGAUGUCGGCCCUGCAGAAGCAGUACUACAAGUGGAUUCUCACCCGGAACUACAAGGCUCUGGCCAAGGGCACACGGGGCAGCACGUCGGGGUUCCUUAACAUUGUGAUGGAGCUGAAGAAGUGCUGUAACCACUGUUACCUGAUUAAGCCCCCUGAAGAGAGCGAGAGAGAAAACGGGCAGGAGCUGCUUCUGUCCCUCAUCAGGAGUAGCGGGAAGCUGAUUUUGUUAGAUAAACUGUUGACGAGACUUCGAGAACGUGGAAACAGAGUCCUUAUCUUCUCUCAGAUGGUGAGAAUGUUGGAUAUCUUGGCAGAGUACCUGACCAUUAAACACUAUCCUUUCCAGCGUCUGGAUGGUUCUAUCAAGGGAGAGAUACGGAAGCAGGCGCUGGAUCAUUUCAACGCAGAUGGAUCUGAGGACUUCUGCUUCCUGCUCUCCACAAGGGCUGGCGGCCUGGGAAUCAAUUUGGCUUCUGCGGACACUGUCGUCAUCUUUGAUUCUGACUGGAAUCCCCAGAACGACUUGCAGGCACAAGCCCGGGCGCACAGGAUCGGUCAGAAGAAGCAGGUGAACAUUUACCGCUUAGUCACUAAGGGAACUGUGGAGGAAGAGAUCAUAGAACGGGCCAAGAAGAAGAUGGUGUUGGACCACCUGGUGAUCCAGCGCAUGGACACCACCGGCCGCACGGUCCUGGAGAACAACUCCGGGAGGUCCAACUCCAACCCUUUCAACAAAGAAGAGCUGACAGCCAUUUUGAAGUUUGGAGCCGAGGAUCUCUUCAAAGAACUGGAAGGGGAGGAGUCGGAGCCACAGGAAAUGGACAUAGAUGAAAUUUUACGCUUGGCUGAAACCAGAGAGAACGAAGUGUCAACGAGUGCCACAGAUGAGCUGUUGUCACAGUUUAAGGUUGCCAACUUUGCAACAAUGGAAGAGGAAGAGGAGCUGGAGGAGCGACCUCACAGGGACUGGGAUGAGAUCAUCCCUGAGGAGCAGAGGAGGAAGGUCGAAGAGGAGGAGCGGCAGAAGGAGCUGGAGGAGAUCUACAUGCUACCACGCAUUCGGAGUUCCACCAAGAAGGCUCAGACGAAUGACAGUGACUCCGACACCGAGUCCAAGAGGCAGGCCCAGAGGUCCUCUGCUUCCGAGAGCGAGACGGACGACUCCGAUGAUGACAAGAAGCCCAAGCGCAGAGGCCGCCCCCGCAGUGUGCGCAAGGACCUGGUGGAGGGGUUCACGGACGCAGAGAUCCGCAGGUUUAUCAAGGCUUACAAGAAGUUUGGUCUCCCUCUUGAACGGCUGGAGUGCAUAGCGCGGGACGCUGAGCUGGUGGACAAGUCUGUGGCAGAUCUGAGACGCCUCGGCGAGCUCAUCCACAGCAGCUGCGUGUCUGCGAUGCAGGAGUACGAGGAGCAGCUGAAGGAGAAUGCCAGCGAGGGGAAAGGCCCUGGGAAAAGGAGGGGCCCAACCAUCAAGAUAUCUGGAGUUCAGGUGAAUGUGAAAUCCAUUAUCCAGCAUGAAGAAGAAUUUGAAAUGCUGCACAAAUCUAUUCCUGUGGACCCUGAAGAGAAAAAAAAGUACUGCUUGGCCUGCCGUGUCAAAGCUGCCCAUUUUGAUGUGGAAUGGGGUGUGGAGGACGACUCCCGGCUGCUGCUGGGGAUUUACGAGCAUGGCUAUGGGAACUGGGAGUUAAUCAAAACGGACCCAGAGCUUAAGUUAACUGACAAAAUUCUGCCCGUGGAGACAGACAAGAAGCCCCAGGGCAAGCAGCUGCAGACCAGAGCCGACUACCUGCUGAAGCUGCUCCGGAAGGGGCUGGAGAAGAAGGGGGGCGCGGCUGGGGGGGACGAGGUCAAGUCGAAGAAGCGGAAGCCUAGAGUGAAAAAGGAGAACAGAGCUCCACGGCCGAAGGAUGAGCGCGGGGCGGAGCUCUCCUCCCCACGGCACUCGGACAACCCUUCAGAGGAGGGCGAGGUGAAGGACGACGGCUUAGAAAAAAGUCCAAUGAAGAAAAAACAGAAGAAGAAAGACAACAAAGAGAAUAAGGAGAAACCAGUGAGUUCCAGGAAGGACAAGGAAGGGGACAAGGAAAGGAAGAAGUCGAAGGAGAAGAAGGAGAAGCCCAAAAGUGGUGAUGCCAAAUCUUCGAGCAAAUCAAAGCGAUCUCAGGGUCCUGUCCAUAUUACAGCAGGAAGUGAGCCUGUCCCUAUUGGAGAGGAUGAGGAAGAUGAUCUGGACCAGGAGACGUUCAGCAUAUGUAAGGAGAGGAUGAGGCCGGUGAAGAAGGCCCUGAAGCAGCUGGACAAGCCUGACAAGGGCCUGAGUGUGCAGGAGCAGUUAGAGCACACACGGAGCUGCCUGCUGAAGAUCGGGGACCGCAUCGCCGAGUGCCUGCGUGCCUACUCGGACCAGGAGCACGUGAAGCUCUGGCGGAGGAACCUGUGGAUUUUUGUUUCCAAGUUUACAGAAUUUGAUGCUCGAAAGCUGCACAAGUUAUACAAGAUGGCUCAUAAGAAGAGGUCUCAGGAAGAGGAGGAACAGAAGAAGAAGGAUGACAUGGUUGGUGGUAAGAAGCCAUUCCGACCAGAGGCGUCCAGCUCCGGCCGAGAUUCUCUGCUCUCUCCGUCCCACAGCUCUCACAACCUGCACCCACCGAAGCCUCAUUUGCCUGCCUCUCAUGGCCCGCAGGUGCACGGACACCCAAGAGACAACUAUGGUCACCCCAACAAGAGACACUUCAGCAGUGCAGAUCGAGGAGACUGGCAGAGGGAAAGGAAGUUCACCUAUGGAGGUGGCAACAGCAACCCGCCCUGGGGCAGUGACAGGCACCACCAGUAUGAGCAGCACUGGUACAAGGACCACCAUUACGGGGACCGGCGGCACAUGGAUGCCCACCGCUCAGGGAGCUAUCGUCCCAACAACUUGUCCCGGAAGAGACCUUAUGAUCAGUACAGCAGCGACCGAGACCACCGGGGACACCGAGAUUACUACGACAGGCACCAUCACGAUUCUAAGCGGAGGCGAUCUGAUGACUUUAGGCCUCAGAAUUACCACCAGCAGGAUUUUCGACGGAUGUCCGACCACCGCCCCCCUAUGGGCUACCAUGGCCAAGGGCCGGCCGAGCACUACCGCUCUUUCCACACAGACAAGUUGGGGGAUUACAAGCAGCCCCUGCCCCCGCUGCACCCUGCGGCCUCAGCCCCUCGCUCACCCCCUUCUCAGAAGUCGCCUCACGACUCCAAGUCUCCCCUGGGUCACCGGUCUCCUUUGGAGAGAUCACUAGAACAGAAAAACAACCCAGAUUAUAAUUGGAAUGUCCGGAAGACAUAAAGGACAGCCGGAAGGGGCGAGCAGGAGUUGUCGGGGGCGAGGAGAUUUCGUGUGAUCCCCAGCAGCCAGCUUGUGGCCGCGCGAGUGCAGGCUCGCUGCCACCUUUGCGGCCGGAGGAGCAGUUUGUGGAGCAGGAGGCUGCUCUCGGGCCAGCUCUGGUCUGCGCCCCCACUCCCACAGCCCAGCCUCCUGCUU